Mesocricetus auratus (golden hamster) is the source of this 2215-nucleotide messenger RNA. It is a transcript of the gene Foxi1, whose product is annotated as forkhead box I1. Gene Ontology annotation, molecular function: RNA polymerase II cis-regulatory region sequence-specific DNA binding; DNA-binding transcription factor activity, RNA polymerase II-specific. Gene Ontology annotation, biological process: regulation of transcription by RNA polymerase II; anatomical structure morphogenesis; cell differentiation. The transcript has 2 exons. Lineage: Eukaryota; Metazoa; Chordata; Mammalia; Rodentia; Cricetidae. Bases 51 to 1163 code for a protein of 370 amino acids. The record is from RefSeq and is a predicted model, not a curated record.
GCUCCAGAGAGCACAGGUGCAGCCGGUGGCUACCCGAACCCAGCCCCAGCAUGAGCUCCUUCGACCUCCCGGCACCCUCGCCACCGCGAUGCAGUCCCCAGUUCCCCAGCAUCGGCCAGGAGCCCCCCGAGAUGAAUCUUUACUAUGAGAAUUUCUUCCACACUCAGGGCAUGCCCAGCCCUCAGCGCCCCACCUCCUUCGAGGGUGGUGGGGAGUAUGGGGCCACCCCUAACCCCUACCUCUGGCUCAAUGGGCCAGCCAUGACCCCACCACCCUACUUGCCUGGCACUAACGCCAGCCCCUUCUUGCCCCAGGCCUAUGGCAUGCAGAGGCAGCUACUGCCCAGCGACCUGGGCUGGCUGCCCAUCCCCUCUCAGGAGGAGCUCAUGAAGCUGGUGCGCCCACCAUACUCCUACUCAGCCCUCAUUGCCAUGGCCAUCCACGGUGCACCUGACCAGCGCCUCACGCUGAGCCAGAUCUACCAGUACGUGGCUGACAACUUCCCCUUUUACAACAAGAGCAAGGCAGGCUGGCAGAACUCCAUCCGCCACAACUUGUCCCUCAACGACUGUUUCAAGAAGGUGCCCCGAGAUGAAGAUGACCCAGGCAAAGGGAAUUACUGGACUCUGGACCCCAACUGUGAGAAGAUGUUUGACAAUGGAAACUUCCGCAGGAAGAGGAAGAGAAAAUCAGAUGCUUCCUCGAGCACAAGCUCCUUGGCUUCAGAGAAAACGGAGAAUAGUCUCCUGGCAGGUAGCCCCAAGUCCACAGAGCCUCAGGACUUAGACACGGCCUCACCGGACACCACCAGUUCCCCAGAGAAGUGCUCCUCCCCUGCCCCCUCAGGCACCCCAUGCCUCAACAACUUCCUCUCCACCAUGACAGCCUAUGUGAGUGGAACAAAUCCUAUGAGCCGCUCGGUGACCACACCAGGACUGAGCCCGGAGCCUACUGACAAGAUGGGGCAGAACUCACUGAGUUUCAACUCCUACACGCCCCUCACCAACCUCAGUAGCCAUGGGAGUGGGGGUGAAUGGGUCAACCCGGUACCUACCAAUGCUCUAGGCUAUGGAGGCUCUGUCCUCAACCAGUUCAGCCCACAUUUCUACAAUAGCAUUAACACCAACAGUGUUCUCUUCCCCAGGGAAGGCACCGAAGUCUAGGGACAGGACAGCUUCUGGCCCACAGAGCCAGUGGUCAAAGGGAAAGCAAUGGAGGUCAGACCCUCUGCUACCCCCAAGAUCUGAGGCAUUUGAACUUCACAGACAGUACAGGAAGCUAGGAAGAAUCUGUGUCCUACCAGGAACACUGUCCAAUACUUCUGAUUGCCACAUCCAAAUCGACACAGAUUUGGUAACUAUGGUAGUCGUACUCAGUGUCAGCUUGCGACCAUUUGAGCAUUUACUAUGUGCUGGGUCCUGUCAUAGUGGGCUUUUUAAUGACGUGGUCACAGUAUGUACAGUCAUCCUUUGAAGUUCACAUGACCCUCUCCAUUUGAUAGAUCAUGAAAUUAAGGCUUGAGAAGAUUGGGGGCCUUCCUAGGGUCGUGAAAAUCACAGAGAAAGAUGUCAAAGCAGGGUCUGGGUAACCCUCAAAGACCGGAUCAAAGGAGGCAGCGGUGGAGGAACUGGAACAGGGUCAGCAUAAGAAGCUGGCUGUGGCAAGUGCGUGUUUCCCUCCCCACUGCCUUCUGGCUUCCCAUCAGAAUUCACAGCAGCUUGAGCAUGACUCAUCCCCACCUGAACCUUUCCUUCGUGCAUCAGCGUACAGGGGCACGCCUUUAGCUGCCACUCACAGGGGAAGCUAACAGCAAGAUACCCAGCAAAGUACCUCUAGCAGGUGCAAUACAGGGCCUCACUUUCCUAGCCUCUCCCCCUCCAGAACUUCAACAGAGCCAGAGGUCAGCGAAAAGAGUGGUGUGCACCCCUAAACCCGCUUCCCAGUACCUCCCACCCACAGAAUCUCGUAAACCCCCGCUUCCUGUGUAUGUGUCAUGGACCAGUGAACAAGACAUGGCUUGGGCUUCCAAGAGAAUCGAGGCCAAAUACGUAGAAUAAGCUGUCCCUUUUUACAGCCCUGGAGAGGUGGACACUUGUCUGAGAAACAAUGGCCUCGAGGGAGGGGUCCUCUGCCCUUAGAGGGCACAGAGACUGUAAGCAAAGCCUCUGGGACUGCUCUCCCUUGGUGUUGUAAAUUACUUUGUAUGACUGUGGUU